CUCACCUUGAUUCUCGUUUCUCUUUUCAAAUCGCCCCACAUCUUCUUUUUUUCUUAUCGUCACGCACUCCUGCACCUUUUAUAACCUCUGUUAAAUGCUUUCCUUAUCAGUUUGAUUACUUUUUCUUAAGUUCGAGUGCGGCACGCAAAUGACUCUCCUCCUGGUUCUUCUUCUCUGAAACUUAUUUCGAAUCCGUAUCGUGCUCUCCAUGGAACAAAACUUAUCGGAAAACUACUUGGCGCUCUUGUAAUUAAAGCAAUUGAUGGCCUACUGCAAAAGCGGAUUGUUGACUCUAAGAUAAAGAUCGUUUGAAGAACUAAAAAGGUUUGUUAAAUUGAGGCUGUACGAAAUUCCAUUUUUAAAGAUCGUUUGCGUUUGUUUUGGAACUGAAAGAAAUAGUGGAUUGUAGCAGACGACUAUAAGAAGUGCAGAAUUUCGUAACUGAAAAUAAUGCUGCCAAUUUUGGCGUGGUCUGUGCUUUGUGCUUUAUGUGACAGUGCACUAGGAGUGAUUAAUUUUGAAGGAUCUCAAAGGAAUGCUACUUCGGGAUUAAUAAUUUUAGGUGGUGCCGAAAUCGAACGCAGUGAAACAAGGAGGCAGCAAUAUCCGGGCAGUGGAAGACCACAUUCAGGAGAUCAUCAUCAUGAGGUCGGCAUGUCCGAGUGUGAUGCUCUUGUCCGUGGUCAAGAGGGAUGGAUAUUUACUCCAAAUUAUCCUUCAGAUUAUGACAAUCACAGGACGUGCGACUAUGUGGUACAGAGACUGACACCGGACACAUGUAAAGUGGAAAUGACCCUCAAUGACUUCGAUCUGGAGGAGAGUGACCACUGCCUGUCUGACUAUUUGGACCUGAGGGACGGACAGCAAGGAGUACUUUGUGGUACUCUGGCAUCCGGAACAAAAAAGCAACUUCAAUUUCGGUCAGGACAAUACACGAUGACUUUAAGGUUUAAAACAGACAAGGAAACAACUCGUAAAGGAUUCAUGAUACAGUUAAAGCAGAUUCCAAGUUCGUGCGGCGCUUCUACAAUCCCAAGAAAUCCAAAUGCUUGCAAUCAGUACAUCGACACAUUCACCAGCAGCCUCACUUCUCCGGGAUAUCCUCGAGGAUAUCCUUCCAACCUCCGAUGUGCCUUCACCAUCAGGAGAGCCGAUUCCAGAAUCUGCAAAAUACUCUUGGAAAUUCGAUUGUUAGACUUUGGUCGACACACUGGGGGACCUUGCAGAGGAGACUAUUUGGAAUUUCCUGAUUUGUCAAGGAUAUGCGUGGGAUAUCCGUCCAGGAAAAUUGUGGAUUUCCUGAGAGGGAGUGAUCUUUUGACAUUCAACUUCAUCAGUGACGGUUAUGGAUCGGGAAAAGGUUUCGACAUAGAAAUUCUACAGGUUCCAGACUCAUGUUCUUCUACUCCACCCCCUCAAAGACCUCCCGUAACAGGUCCUGGUGAGCAGUGCGACCAGGAGGUGACAUCAGUCACUGGUCACUUCACAUCCCCGAGGUUCCCGAAUUCUUACGGUUCCAGUGAGAGGUGCAGGUACACCCUUAGGAAAGUGGAUCCCUCUGUGUGCAGCGUUGAACUCGACUUCAGGAGGUUCGAACUGGAAUACAGCGGUCCUCGGUGCAGUAAAGACUACCUCACACUUCCCAGUCUGAAUCGAUUGUGUGGAAGCAUCACUGGAAAACAAUUGAUGGAAAUGCCGAAGGAUAGUGAUUACGUCAAUCUGUAUUUUGUAAGUGACAGUUACGGGCAAGGAUUGGGAUUUGACAUCCACGUGACGCAGCUAUUUAAUACAUGUGAAGGACCCGGAUUUCAAGGUCCGUGCGAUCAAGAGGUGGGGACGUACACAGGAAGAUUCACAUCCCCCGGAUAUCCUUCCCCCUAUCCAAAUAACCAGAGAUGUUCUUUCAACAUCCACAGAGCAGAUCCAACUGUUUGUUCGGUAGAGCUCACUUUCCAGACAUUCGAUGUAGAGUUCUCUAGUAAUCAGUGCUCCAAGGAUUUCCUCAUGAUGCCCGAUCGCACACGCUUAUGCGGCACAACAUCUGGGACUCGUAAGUAUUGUGGAGGAGAAAUAACGAGUUCUGCCGGACGCAUCACCAGUCCAGGAUAUCCCAGAUAUUACACUUCGGGAUUGAGAUGCCAGUACAAGAUCAGGAGGUCGGAACCGAGUACUUGCACAGUUGAACUGGAUUUCAGAGUCUUCGAUGUGGCAGUCAGUCCCGGUUGCAGUGAAGAUUAUCUGGAGAUGCCAGACAGGACAAGACUCUGUGGCAGCCAGUCAUCGCCAAAAGCUUUAGAUUAUUCGGCCAUCGGUAGUGACGUCAUGACAUUCACCUUUGUGACGGAUUCCAUUGGUGCCGGACGAGGCUUUGACAUUGUUGUGAGACAGAUUCCGAAUUCCUGUAGCAUAUUACCGCCACCACCUUCCUGCGAUGUGACCGUAACGGAAGAAAGAUCCAUUAUCCACAGUCCGGGCUAUCCAGACGAUUAUCCAGGAGACGCCUUGUGUGUCUAUACGGUCAAGAAGUUAGACAGUGGAGUGUGUCAAGCUCAAGUGGAGUUUUUGGACUUUGAUCUAGAACCAGAUUCUGACUGUUCUGCAGAUUUCAUUCAAUUGGAGAAGAACGGGAACAGGUAUUGCGGAGUGAGACCACCUCCACCUACAGUCCUGACGUUCGAAGGUGAAAUUCUAAGAAUGGUAUUCAGAUCUGAUUCUGUGAGUCAUCGAAGAGGAUUUGAAGCCAGAAUUCGCCAACUUCGAAAUUCCUGCUAUAGACCCAUAGUCUUAGUGGAUUUUCCAUUGGACAAGAACGAGCUCAUCUUAAACUUCAAAACUGACAGCUACCAACAACUUUCAGGUUUUCGAAUUGAAGCUAAGCAGUUGACGUCGGGAUGUCCUCCACCACCUCAAAACAAAAGUUGCGACGAAGUGUUUGCGACAGAGACUUUCCAAAUGAUAAGUCCGGGAUAUCAGGCUGGUUCUUAUCCCGAUAGCAGCGAUUGUCAGUACACCAUAAAGAAAUCUUCCUUCCAGGUGUGCGCACUACAGGUGAAGUUUUACACUUUCGACAUCGAGCAGACAGAUGACUGCGACAAAGACUAUUUGGAAAUAGCAGAAGAAAAACUGUGCGGCCGUGUAGAGUACGACUCAGUCAGAACUUAUGAAUUUUUGGAAGACGAAACAACAAUAAAAUUCCACAGUGAUGGCUACAAGAAUGGAGCAGGAUUUUUCUUAUUAUUUGAACAAAAAGUUUGCUAGUUGCAUCCAUCCUAAUUACCAUUCUGCACUUGUAAAUAGACAUUUCAGACCGAACAAAAGGUUGGGUUUCAAUGCUGGAAACAAAUGUUAUACCAUUUGAUUUAGGAGGAAUAAAUAUUUUAAAUUUUUUGUA
This is a messenger RNA of Parasteatoda tepidariorum (common house spider), 3391 nucleotides long. Its product is annotated as cubilin. The record is from RefSeq and is a predicted model, not a curated record. Gene Ontology annotation, molecular function: serine-type endopeptidase activity. Lineage: Eukaryota; Metazoa; Arthropoda; Arachnida; Araneae; Theridiidae.